This is a messenger RNA of Suillus paluster, 1173 nucleotides long. RefSeq lists its product as uncharacterized. NCBI's taxonomy places the organism in Eukaryota, Fungi, Basidiomycota, Agaricomycetes, Boletales, Suillaceae. Gene Ontology annotation, cellular component: mitochondrion. The transcript has a single exon. Bases 51 to 734 code for a protein of 227 amino acids. The record is from RefSeq and is a predicted model, not a curated record.
UUUUGCUCCCACCAAAUUAAGACUGUCCGAGUACACUUGCUGUUCCUUCUAUGCUCCCUUCAAUUACUCAGAGCACACUAUCUACAGUUGCGCGUGGAACAGCUUUCGAGCAACGGUCGCUACAAGUGCUUCAAGAAUGUUUUUCAAUGUCACUCAAACGCGUCGGUGGCAAGUCUGACGGCGGCGUCGACUUGCUUGGAUGGUGGUGGCUUCCCCUCUCUGACUCCAAGUCUUCUCCAAUUACACUUCCUCGUAGACGAAUCCGCGUCCUUGCACAGUGUAAAGCAGAAAAGAAGAAAUUCUCGCCGAACUAUGUCCGGGAGAUGGAAGGCGUAUGGCAUAUGCACACUCGGGCCAGCUCCACUACACCCGUGUCUGAACUGGGAACAGUAGCCCUCCUCCUCUCAGAGUCGAAAUUCACCAUCGCAACCCUCACCCGCGCACUCGGCUCCAGUGUCCCCUUUCUCCUCAUGCACCUCCCUCCCCAUAUAUCCUCUGUGCCUGUGUCCUCAGAUUCAUGCGCUGAAAACACCCUCGGGGAAGUUGGCUCCGCUUUCUGGAACCCAGCUCUUGGUGGUGCACAUGGUAUUCUUCGUGGCGAACUUGAUGUUCGUUGGGAACGUGACCUCGCUGGAGGCGGGCGGCCUGGCUUGUGGUGUCGUGACAAGAGGGUGCAGAACUGGACGCCGGAUGCUUGCAGUAUUGACGCUCAGCUUCAGGAUAUUGAUGAAUAACUUGCAUGGAUGACUCGACGACCACUGUAUGUAUAUAUGUUAUAUAUCCAUGUCCCUUUUGGUCAAACUUUGCAGAGGUACCGACUGGGCUUGUAAUUGUAGAGUGCUUUGCUUGAGAGUACGGCGUACGGGCUCAAAUAGCGUGUGCCCAGGCUCAAGUAAACUCCAUCUCUUGACGCUUGCUAUCGAAUUUGGUGGAACUUACAAAACGAAGUGAAGUGCGAACUGAACCGAAGUCACCUGCGAGCGCUUCAACACUGCCACUCACUAUCUGGUUUCAGCGAGGGGCCUGCAUGCAAAUAUGAGCGUCUAGCGGGUCUCUUCAUUACCUCCACCAUCUCUCACCGCCCUCGAUCAAUGAUCUUGAGCAACAUCAAGUUGUCCAUCCAUCCGUAAAGCACGCCGUGCUUUCUCAAUCAAGAUCAUAUAGUAAACAAGU